Messenger RNA from Galleria mellonella (greater wax moth), 771 nucleotides. RefSeq lists its product as uncharacterized. Lineage: Eukaryota; Metazoa; Arthropoda; Insecta; Lepidoptera; Pyralidae. Bases 10 to 771 code for a protein of 253 amino acids. The transcript has 3 exons. The record is from RefSeq and is a predicted model, not a curated record.
CCUUCGACGAUGAAGCGUGUUAACUACGAUACUUCGAACUUGAAGGAAACAAUAUUCCAUUCGUCGAACUUUUUCAAAGACGCAAAAGAGACACAUGCAUUGAACGAUCAAUGGAUGCGCGUUGACGAAUGGGGAGGACCAGUGGAUUUUGAAACUGAUGAAGAGUUAACACCUUCGAUGAUGAAACGUGUUGACUACAAUACUUUAAGCUUGAAUAAAACAAUAUUCUGCACGUCGAACAUUUUCAAAGACACAGAGAUGCUUCCUAUGAACAAGCAAUGGAAGUGUCUCAAGGAAGAAUGGGGAGAACCAAUGGAUCUCGAUACAGAUGAGGACAUAACACCUUCAACGAGGAAACGUGUUAACUGCGAUAAUACGGACUUGAAAGAGACGACAUUCAACUCGUCGUACAUUUUCAAAGACCCAAACGAGAAAACUCGGGAAAAAGGACGCCACAGAAUGUACCAAGGGUACGUCGCCGGAGAAGUGCUGUCUGCUGGAAUAGUUGAAAAUAUAUGCGAAGAGAUUGAUGAAAUCUUCAAGACUGCAGAUAUACUCAGUUUUAAUACAAGCACGAUUAGUAAAAUGAAAACGAACACGAAACCGACCACAAAGCAAAAUGCCAUCGCUGAAAUUGUUGAAUGCAGUAUACUCGGUCCGCUGCGUAGACCGACCGCGCGAUCGAGCCGCGCGCGUACCUAUCUCAUAGAUGUGCGCCGCGCCGCCCGCUGCCACGCGCCGUGGCCGCCGGUGUCGCAAGCAGGGGAUUGA